Molecule: messenger RNA, 4445 nt
Organism: Limanda limanda (common dab)
Lineage: Eukaryota; Metazoa; Chordata; Actinopteri; Pleuronectiformes; Pleuronectidae
Gene: ppp1r21
Product: protein phosphatase 1, regulatory subunit 21
Exons: 22
Coding region: 577-2934 (785 amino acids)
Cellular component (GO): early endosome; membrane
Source: RefSeq, a predicted model, not a curated record
AGGAGGAGGAUUCUGCGGGUUGGAGAAUGGAGUCACUCCUUCACAUGAAUGGCUUAUUAAAGCUGUUUCAGUAGCUUCAGCAGCAGCUUCACCUCCUCUCUGUGAGGAUUAACGGAGCCGGGCGCUUUCACGGCUGCUGUCAGGAAACACGGGGCUAGCUUAGCUGCAUUUGUUUUGCUACAUAGCCAGUUAGCUCUUGGCUAGUCGGUAAGCUAGCAGCCUGUCACCGCUAACUUAAAAAGAACACUGCUUUCAGUUGCUGUGCUCAGGAAACCGGCGUGAAUCUCAUGUCCAGCGAGGGCUUCUCUCCCCGGGAAACUCCGGGAACGAGUCACUGUCACAAUGUGUCCGAGCUCAGUCUCACCGAGUAACGGGACAAGCCUCCGAUAAGUAGCUCGUCAUACUGAGGUAGCUCGGCAGACUUAGCUCCAGCUCAGCACCGUGCACACCUCCGGCAGAGGAGCACAGUGAGAGGACUGUCCGGGUUUGGGUUGGAACGAGCUAACGGGACCAGCAUCAGCUAACCGAGGCUACCCAGGCUACCCAGCAUCCGACGGGACACCGUGUCCGGGGACCAUGGCGAACGUCACCGACCUGCAGACCAAAUACAGCAAGCUGGCACAGGAGUACUCCAAGCUCCGUGCCCAGAAUCAGGUGCUGAAGAAGGGAGUGGUAGAUGAACAGGCCAACUCUGUCUCGCUAAAGGACCAGCUGAAGCAGAGGGACCAGAGCCUGAGGAAACAGGAGCAGGAGAUGGACAGUCUCAGCUUCAGGAACCAACAACUAGCCAAGAGGGUGGAGCUUCUACAAGAGGAGCUAACCACCAGUGAAGCCAAGGGCAAAAAGGGGAAGAGUAAAGGAGACUCUCCCUCACAGCAUGGCCUGCAGACACAGAGUGUAUUUGAUGAGGACCUGCAGAAGAAGAUAGAGGAAAAUGAGCGACUUCAUAUCCAAUUUUAUGAAGCAGAUGAGCAGCAUAGGAGGCAGGAGGCUGAGCUGAGCACACGACUCCAGGAGCUGGAGAAAGACUCUGAUCAGCACCAGGCUGUUGUGGACGGACUCACCACUAAGUACAUGGAAAAUAUCGAGCGGCUGCAGAGCGACAAGGCGCGUUUAGAGGUGAAAGCACAGACUCUGGAGAGGGAAGCAAAAGAGUGCAGAAUGCGAACAGAAGAGUGUCAGCAGCAGUUGAGGCGGUGCCAGUCGGAGCUGAGCAAACAGGUGAAACAGAGCAGCAGUGUUAUCCAGGAGAAAGUGCCCUUCAAUGACACCAAAUUUAGUGACUACAACAGCCUCAAUGUUCCACCACACAAUCGACGGCACCAGCUUAAGUCCCGGGAUGUGGCAGGUCAGGCUUUGAGCUUCAUCCAGGACCUGGUCGCUGCUCUGUUGAACUUCCACUCGUACACCGAGCAGAGAGUUCACAUCUAUCCCCUGGACUCCUCCAUUGAGCCCAUCUCGCCUCUGAACCAGAAGUUUUCUCAGUACCUUCAUGAGAAUGCAGCCUAUGUGCGCCCCCUGGAGGACAGCUUCCUGCAGUUACACCAAAGCAUCACAGAGGACACCGUCACAGUAUUGGAGACUGUGGUGAAGCUGAAGACCUUUGCUGAUAAUUUCUCCUCGUACACCCACUUCCUGCAAAAGAUCCUUCCCUACCAGCUGAAAAGCCUUGAAGAAGAGAGUGCGGCGGCUCUUAGUACUGCUGCUCUCACUGCGAAAAACCAUGAGCUGCAGAGCGACAUGAAGAGAAUUACAUCUGUGUUUGAUAAACUGAAGAACUACAUUAACCUUUUGGCCUUACCCAGUGUUCAGCAGGACGCCAUGCCACAGAGCAGCACCUCAGCUGUCUUCACCCAGCUGGCCGGCUGCCUACACAGUCUCCACGAUGCCAUUAAAGAGAUGUCAAAGCACUAUAACCAGAAGGCCGGCUUAGAGCAGGAGCUCCCCACCAUCACACAGAAGCUCUGCACCACCUCAGAGUGUCUGCUGGGAUCUCUGGGCUCGCUGACCAGCAGCACUGGCAAGAUCGCCACUUUCUUCAGCAACAACUUGGACUUCUUCACAUCCUCAGGAUACAGUCCGAGAACCAGCACACUAUCCCUCAACCCAUUGCAAGCAGAGAGUAUGUUGGCCAACAAAAAGAAAGCAGCCGCUUAUAUUCAAGCGAUCAAAAAGCCCAGGCCACAGACCGUUGCCUACAAAGAAGCCCUGACAAACCGUCGUGUACUCACCAGUUCCACUGAGAGCAGAGAGGGUCUCACUCAACAGGUGAUGCAGAGCCAGGAGAAGAUCGCCCGGCUGGAGCAGGAGAAGGAGCACUGGCUCCUGGAGGCCCAGCUGGGGAAGGUGCGGUUGGAAAAAGAAAACCAGCGCAUUGCGGACCUGGAAGUGCAGCUCACGGCGGCUCUAGGGGGAAGUCCAAACUCUCUGACAGCUGCAGCCAGCACGCUGGCGCCGAGCCACGAGGAAGCGGAGAUGGAGCAGAAAGCGUCGGGGAAAGAGGCUACGCUGUGCACCAGCCUGGUCGGCAUGCUGUGCACCACAUCUACAGUUGAACAUGCGGGAGACGAGGAGUCCAGGGAGCAGCUGAUAAAGACUCACUACAUGGUCCGAGUGGGAGAGCUCACCACCCAGCUGCAGAUCUCCGACAGCAAAGCCGUGCACUUCCACUCUGAGUGUCGCGCCUUGGCCAGGAGAUUAACCAUAGCCGAGAAAUCGCGUGAGACACUGAGCGAGGAGGUCAAGGUGGCAAAUCAGAACAUCACACGCUUGCAGGAUGAGCUGACUACGACUAAGAGGAGCUACGAGGACCAGCUCAGCAUGAUGAGCGACCACCUGUGCAGCAUGAACGAGACUUUGAGCAAGCAGAGGGAGGAAAUCGACACGCUCAAACUGGGCAGCAAGGGAAAUGCCAAAAAAAACAAAGGUCGCUAGAGCUACCCUCGGAACUCUGGCUCCAUUUGAUGUCACAAAGGUUACCUUGAGUGAUGAGCUGGACUGUGGAGCCUCCCAGCAGCGUCCUGGUACCAACACAACCACUGUCUCCAAACCACAGGACGGACACAUGAGCCUCAGAUUCCUCUGCUGUCGGACAGUGGCAGUACAAGUGAGCUGCAUGGAGGCUGCAACCCGUUUGACUGAAGAAGCUUCUGUUUUCCCCCUUUUUCCUUGACACAGCACCAGUUAUAACAAACACAUGAUUCGCUGAAAAAUAUCUGACGUUUUCUGAAACUGCACCGGAAGCUGCUACUUGACCUUUUGGACCACGCAGAGUGGGAGAGAAACUGCUUUUCCUCCACAAGGACAGAGGAAGAUAAACAGCUGACAACAGUAGAAGUUGUUCGCUGAAGUCAAGACUUGAAGACCAAACCCUGUCGAUCAGUGUGUGGACAUUUCCUGCUUCGUGUACAUGUGAGAGAAAAUGAAACUGCUUAUCUGUGAGAGCAGUUGAACAGAGCAAAUGUUGGUGUUGCUGUAUGUGUGUUGUGUCAUUUUGUGACUGUGGCACCAGGCUUUACAACAUGUUUGUACUGUUUCACGCUUACAUUUUUUUUUAAAUCAAAUUUGAGACUAUAGAUUAAAAGCUUUGGUUCCAAUGUCUACAGACAGCAAAAUACCCCGAUAACACAAACCUACAUCAUGAGCGUUGAUAAAGAAGGGCUUUAAAACCUGAAUGAACAAAUGACAACAAAGACACACUUGAAUGAAUUCUACAUUUUGGAAACAUUUCCAUCCUCUCGAGGAGGUGAACAGAAAAAAAGAAGUCUGCCCUGAAGCUCUGAUUAAUGGUUUCUACCGAGACAGAGAGGGUGAGAUGGGCAGGUCGGAGCUCGUAAAGCGGUGUCAGUCUGUCUCUGUCUCUGUGAAGUCACUCUGUAACAAGUCGAUUUUAUCACCAAAGUAAGUGUGGAUGUGCACCGGUGAGGCCACGGUCUCUACAUUCAUGUUGUAAUAUGAAAAAAGGGUUUAUAUGAAUAUACACUCAUUUCAAAUCAUGAUAUAAUUGUACUGUAUAAUUUUUGCAAAAAAUAUAUAAAAGGCAUUUAUUCAGAGGUUACAAAUCUUUAUUUUACACAAAAUUGGGAAAACGAAAUCUGCAUUAAUUUAUCUCAACAAGCCUGAUUCCUGGGUGUGUCGUGCAGGAGUCAACCCAGUGCUGCUUGGGCAACCGGAAUUAUGAGUCAUGGCAAAGUGCAGUGAACAUUUGCAGUAAAAGAGAACGUCUCCGGCUUGUAGUGACAGGAGACAGCUGAAAGAAAAAAGAAAAGCCCAGCAGUGAUGAUGACUAUUCAAACCUUCUCGACCUGCCAGCAAACCUCUUUAUCACAGAGAUUUACCAACACAGCCCCGAACUGAUAAAAGAAUACUUGAUUCUCACAGUGUAACCCAUUGAAAAGCACAUUUAAACAUGUGUCACAUAAUAAAGAGUUUGCUCAACACUAAAA